Molecule: messenger RNA, 2639 nt
Organism: Hypanus sabinus (Atlantic stingray)
Lineage: Eukaryota; Metazoa; Chordata; Chondrichthyes; Myliobatiformes; Dasyatidae
Gene: asah2
Product: N-acylsphingosine amidohydrolase 2
Exons: 21
Coding region: 308-2500 (730 amino acids)
Biological process (GO): ceramide catabolic process; sphingosine biosynthetic process; long-chain fatty acid biosynthetic process
Cellular component (GO): extracellular region
Molecular function (GO): N-acylsphingosine amidohydrolase activity
Source: RefSeq, a predicted model, not a curated record
CUCUUCUCGUUGCCUGAAUCGACCUGUAAAACAGUUGCACUUUCAAGAGGCUGAACUUUCAUGCUUUGCGGGAAGACAUUUACUGCAAAAGCUGCCAAACCUGACGGAGGGCCACCAGCUAACUACCCCUCAGAAAUUUAUGACUUUGUACCUGCCAACAUUACUCAUAUUCUGGGAGCCAAACAAAUAGCUUACCUAUGAUAUUUAUGACUUUUCUGUUUGCAGCUACAGCACAAAUAAGGUGAACCUGUUUCUCAAGUGCAUCACUCUAGGAUAGCAGUGGUCAAUAUAUGGUUGGAUCUGCGAGAUGGGUUCUAAAAAUGCUACAUCCUUUCAGAUCUCUUUUGCUGUUCUGUUUGUCCUCAUGACGGCGGUGACCGUGGCCGUCAUUGCAGUUUUCUUCGUUUCUGUCCGAUCGGAAGCUGAUUUAAAAUCCACUGAAGAGCCCUCUACCCAUUACCAGAUCGGUGCUGGGCGUGCUGAUUGCACCGGGCCAAUUGCAAACCUACCUAUGAUGGGAUAUGCCAACCCAGACCAGACGGCUGCAGGACUCCAUACCCGACUCUUCAGUCGAGCUUUUAUUGUAGCGGACCCCAGCACUUCGAAGAGAGUUGUGUUUGUCAGUUCUGACAUUGGAAUGAUAUCUCAAAAGCUCAGACUCGAGGUUUUGAAAAGACUGAAGACCAAAUAUGGGAAUCUUUACAGACAAGACAACGUUGUUUUGAGUGGAACUCACACACAUUCUGGGCCUGCUGGGUAUUUUCAGUAUACGCUCUGUCUCAUCACAAGCAAAGGCUACAUCAAACCAUCCAUCAAUGCCCUAAUUAAUGGCAUAAUAAAGAGCAUCGACAUCGCACACAAGAACAUGAAACCAGGAAAAAUAUUUGUGAACAAGGGAACAGUUGAAGGCAGCAACAUAAACAGGAGCCCAUACUCUUACUUGCAAAACCCAAAAGAAGAACGAGCCAGGUAUAAAUCAAAUACCGACACAGAAUUAGUCCUUCUUAAAAUGGAGGAUCUGGAUGGGCAAGCCAUUGGAAUCCUGAGUUGGUUUGCUGUUCACCCCGUCAGCAUGAACAACAGCAACCACCUGGUUAGCAGUGACAACAUGGGACAUGCUUCAUACCUGUUCGAGCAAGACAAGAAUGUGGGCUGUUUGCCUGGGGAGGGACCUUUUGUGGCGGCAUUUGCUUCUACCAAUCUGGGGGAUGUCUCAGCAAAUACUCUUGGCCCUCACUGCAUCAACACUGGUGAAACAUGUGAUAAUUCUAACAGCACGUGCCCUAUUGGAGGAUCUUCAAUGUGCAUGUCAUCAGGCCCGGGGAAAGAUAUGUUUGAGAGCACUGCAAUCAUUGGACGCAGCAUCUACAAUAAGGCAAAGGAGUUAUUCCGAACAGCCACCAGAGAAAUCAAAGGUCCCAUCAACUUUGCGCAUCAGUGGGUCAACAUGACAGAUGUUACAGUCCAAUUCAAUUCAACACAUAAAGGCCAUACUUGUAAACCUGCCCUUGGAUACAGUUUUGCAGCUGGUACAACUGAUGGAGUGGGAGCCUUUAAUUUUACACAGGGAACUGUUGAAGGAGAUCCGUUUUGGGAUUCCAUCCGGGAUAUGUUGCUGGGAAAACCCUCCAAUGAAACCCAGAAAUGCCACCACCCCAAACCAAUACUUUUCAACACAGGCUACAUGUCAAAACCACUUCCUUGGCAUCCGGAUAUUGUGGACGUGCAAAUUCUUACCAUUGGAACAUUGGCAAUUGUGGCUGUUCCUGGAGAGUUCACAACUAUGUCAGGAAGAAGACUGAGAGAAAAUGUAAAGCGUGAACUUGAAUCCACUGGGACUUUGAAAGAUGUUGAUGUUGUUGUUGCUGGGCUGUGCAAUGUUUACACACAUUAUAUCACAACAUAUGAAGAAUAUCAGGUUCAACGUUAUGAGGGUGCAUCAACGAUAUAUGGUCCGCACACUCUGUCAGCUUACAUACAAUUGUUUAAAGGCUUGGCUAAGGCAAUAGCUGAGAAUUCUGUUGACAAGUUGCCUCAAGGACCGGAACCACCCAAUUACCCAGACAAACUUCUGGUCUCAUUACUGCUUCCUAAUCCCGUUGAUAAAAAGCCAACUAAUACAUCAUUUGGUGAUGUGCUUAUAGAUGUACAAGCAUUAUAUAAACCGGGAGAUAUCGCAGAAGUGACAUUUAUCAGUGGGAAUCCCAGGAACUCGGUUGCUCUUUUGGCUGGAGGAACAUUUCUAACAGUUGAGAGAUAUGACAAUGUGACUGGUGAUUGGACUGUGAUGUAUAAUGAUGCUUCCUGGGAUACCAGAUUGUAUUGGAACAAAGGACUUAAAGGUCACAGCAAUGUCACAGUGGCCUGGCAUAUCCCAUACUCUGUGGAGCUUGGAAUGUACAGAAUAAACCAUUAUGGUCAUUUUAAGACUCUUAAAUUGAUUAAACCAGUCUUCCAUCCUUACUCGGGUUCCUCUUCUCCCUUCCAAGUGAAGAAAUGAAGUUCCAAAAUCAGAAUGUCAUGUUUUUGUUGUACAAUUUGAACAUUCCAGCAGAUUUCUUAUUCAAAUUCCUGCUUACAAUGGGGAAAAGCAGGGAAAUUAAAAAUACUUCACUAAUAUGCCGUUGGCGGAGAUUAUU